AUGGAGCAUGAGCCAUAGUCGGCCGCAGAGUUAGCGUAGUCGAAGAUUGCAAGAGAGAGAAUGGAAGAGGAAGAAACAGUGAUAUGCCUAAUUUAAAUCGUCUAAGCGCAUACAAAUCGAUGGAGAAGAUGGAGCGAUUGCGCCGUUACGAAGAAAUCGGAGGAAAAUGUAACGAUUCCAACGUGAGGAGAGCUGAUGUGGAGAUUUUUUCUAGAGCUGCUGUGUUUAAUGGACCAGAUGAGGCUCCUAUGUCGCUUAACGAUCAUGUGUCUGAGGUAAUGGAGAAAGGUGAGUUUGAUGAGAUUGUUGAUAAAGAGAUAUGGAAUGAUUUGGGUGGUGGUGAUGAUUUGGUUUUGAGACGGUCUCAGGUUGAAGCGUUUCUUAGAUUAGCGUUGAGAUGUGUACGAUAUAAGAAGGAAGAUCCAGUGAGUAGUAUGCUUGAAGUUGCUAAAGAGCUCAAAUUGAUUGAGAAACUCUCUUAAUUAGUCUUCCUUCUCUUGUUAGUUUCUUUAUUCUUGAGAGAAUGAUAACUUCUGAGAAGUUUUACUGAUGUCUCAAUGAGUUUGAGUUCUUGUGUUACUAGCUAGUGUUUGUCUUGUUCUAUCAAGAACUCAAAUGUCAAAUAUUGAGCUCAUUUUUCAUUGAUUCCAUUAUCGAAUAAAGACAUAAUCUUGGCAAGCCAAAGAGAGUAGCUUUGCUCGCCUAAGUGUGCAUUUUUUAGUGAUGAUGUCUUAAUGUGUUUGAGUUCUUGUUGCUACUUGUCUUUGUAUUUUUCUUUCAAGAACUCAGAUGUCAAAUGUUGAGCUCAUUUUCUUGAUUGAUUUCGUUCUCGAUUAGUGCAUAAGCCAAAUAGAUAGUAACUUUUUCU
Molecule: messenger RNA, 868 nt
Organism: Arabidopsis arenosa
Lineage: Eukaryota; Viridiplantae; Streptophyta; Magnoliopsida; Brassicales; Brassicaceae
Source: the annotation of a GenBank genome assembly